AUUCCACUGUUUCAUUCCAUAAAGGUGGCCAAUGUCUUCUUACCAUCUUGACUCCUGGCUCUUGUGGGAGUCUGGAGAAGUUGGCGGCGGAGCUGGUGGGCCACGCAGCCAUUGAGUUCAUUGCGGGUGCUUUCUCUUCCAGUCUAUCGAGCCUGAAGGCCGCUAGCCAUCGCUUCUCGUUCGUGAAGGCCAUCGCGUGGGACGUCUCAGGAAAAGUGUGGGAAUAAAGUCGCACAUAACACGCAUAUAUCCUAAGCUUUACCUAGUUUCAACGAAUCACCCUCAAACAACCCAAUACGUAGCUUAGGAUAAAUAUUGUAGGAUACACACUUUUGUUACUUCAUAAUCACAGCGUCUUCAUCAUCGUCGCCUUGUCUCGUCAUGGCGCUGGUCUUCAAGUCCCUGCAGGUCGUGCUGCCUGGCGCCUUGGUUCACUACCUCCCCGCUCUACUAUUUGGUCAGCACCUGGAAGAUGCUGUUCUGAGUGGCCUGGUGCCCGUAGUGUCCGCCAUUGUGGGAUUGUUGUUGGUCUUAGACCUAGCGAUCCUCCGCUCUCCAGACCAGUCACUCCCCAAGCAAAUUGCUGAAGGGGUUCUGGGUCUCGUUCUGGGAUCAAUGGUAUUUCAUGUGGCUGUGGUCCUGUUCGGCGCUCCCGUUGUCGAUCUGUGGAUGCAGACGCUGUUGCUGGCUGUAUUGCUCUCGAGUUGUGUGGCAAUGCCCUUGGCGCUACAUUUGGGGUGUGCACCACGCAAGUGGCUUGAUCUGAUACUGGAGCUCAGUGCCAGCAACUCGCAUGAGCUAUACCUCGUGUGCUCGUCCAUUGGUGCCAUGCUCGGUGCCUAUGUUGGUGCUCUUCCCAUUCCUCUGGAUUGGGAUCGACCGUGGCAGCAAUGGCCACUGACUUGUGUGUAUGGCACGCUGAUCGGUCAUGCUGCUGGAAUCGUCUUGAGUAUCGUCAUCAGCACCACGUCAGAGUCUUUCGCUGCCAAGUCGACGAAAAAAGACUAAACAAAAUUCAUGCUAGAAGACUUUACAUUCAUGUUUUGGAUGCUACCAGGAGUGUUGUUCGGAAUGCUGCGCUCUUUAGAUAAACUCCGAGCUUA
Molecule: messenger RNA, 1103 nt
Organism: Phytophthora nicotianae INRA-310
Lineage: Eukaryota; Oomycota; Peronosporomycetes; Peronosporales; Peronosporaceae
Exons: 5
Coding region: 382-1008 (208 amino acids)
Biological process (GO): GPI anchor biosynthetic process
Cellular component (GO): endoplasmic reticulum membrane
Source: RefSeq, a predicted model, not a curated record